This is a messenger RNA of Entamoeba dispar SAW760, 516 nucleotides long. Its product is annotated as N-terminal acetyltransferase C complex catalytic subunit MAK3, putative. The record is from RefSeq and is a predicted model, not a curated record. Gene Ontology annotation, biological process: N-terminal peptidyl-methionine acetylation. Gene Ontology annotation, molecular function: protein-N-terminal amino-acid acetyltransferase activity. Gene Ontology annotation, cellular component: NatC complex. The coding region runs from base 1 to 516 and encodes 171 amino acids. NCBI's taxonomy places the organism in Eukaryota, Evosea, Mastigamoebida, Endamoebidae. The transcript is spliced from 2 exons.
AUGAGUGAAUCAAUAGAAAUUGUACCAUAUACCGGAGAAGAGCAAAUAGGUUAUAUCAUGGACUUAAUGAAAAGGACAUUGUCUGAACCAUACUCUAUCUAUACAUAUCGAUAUUUCUUAAAAAGUUGGCCACAUUUAUGUUUCUUUGCAAAAGAUAAAACAACAAAUAAAUAUGUUGGAUGUUGUAUUGGUAAACAAAGUAUUCAAAACAACCUUCAACAAGGAUACCUCGCUAUGUUAAGCGUUGAAGAUAAUUACAGACGUAAAGGAAUUGCUACAUUACUUUCAAUGAAAUUAUUUAAUACAAUGAUAGAAAAUAAAUGUGAUAGAAUUGUUCUUGAAACUGAAGCUGACAAUGUCAGUUCUUUAGCAUUGUAUACUAAAUUAGGAUUUGUUAAAGAACAAUUUCUAAAUAAAUAUUAUAUGAAUGGAAGUGACGCCUAUCAACUUACAUUAGCAUUAAAUCCUAAUGGAGUAACAAAACAAUUAUCAUUAAUAAUUGAUGAAGACAAAUAA